AAACUCGUAAAAUGGCCGCGCGGCGUUCGCUGUCAGCGCGAUCGCAAUGCCCGAUGUUUACUAUCCCGAUGUGAGGCAGCGCUAGGCGACCCGCUCGCAUUGCGCUCCCAGCACCGGAAGGCGACGGGCGUGCGCCCAUCCGAGGCGAAGAUGACCAUCAUCGUGUUCCUGAUUGAUACGUCGGCGUCGAUGUUUCAAAGGACGUACGUCAACGGCCGGACGACAAUACUAGAUGUCGCUAAGUCGGCGGUGGAAUAUUUUGUGAAAUUACGCCAGCGAAGUCCCGACAGCCGCAUCGACCGCUACAUGCUGCUCACCUUCGAAGAGCCACCGAACAAUAUUAAAGCAGGAUGGAAGGAAAACCUGGCAACCUUUAUGAAUGAAUUGAAAAAUCUUCAAUGCUACUCUAUGACUACAAUGGGUGUUGCAGUGAAACAGGCUUUUGAUAUUCUCAAUAUUAAUCGUAUGACUUCUGGAAUUGACACUUAUGGCCAAGGCAGAUGUCCGUUCUUUCUGGAAACUGCUGUGAUUGUAGUUAUAACCGACGGCGGCAAACUCUCCACGGUCAAUGGAGUGCAUGAAGACUUCAACCUGCCCAUGAACAAUCACAUUCCAGGCUCGGAAAUGACGCGCGAGCCUUUCAGAUGGGAUCAGCGAUUAUUCGCGCUUGUAUUACGCUUAGCAGGCACACCGGCAGUCGAAAGAGAUGCCGGUAUCGUACCAACGGACCACAGUCCAAUCGACGCAAUGUGUGAAGUCACCGGCGGUCGUUCCUACUCGAUCACAUCACAAAGAAUGCUCAAUCAAUGCAUAGACAGCCUAGUGCAGAAAGUACAAAACGGAGUUGUUAUUAAUUUUGAAAAAAUUGGGCCAGAUCCACCGCUGGUGAACGAAAAAGGCGAGGAGGAUGCUAUGGGUUUAGAAAGCGGUGAAUAUGCUGAAGAUAGAAUGCAAUCCGGGACACCACAGUGGUAUCAAUGUCGAAAAAUGAUCUAUGUACCGAAAAAUGCAACGCAGAAGGGGUAUCCGGUUGGAUUCUGGCCUAUUCCGGAGAGUUUCUGGCCCGAGGCCACUGCAAACGUUCUACCACCCCGAACAGCGCAUCCAAACGUAAAGUUUACUUGCACUAGUUCCGAUCCAAUGGUGAUUGAGAACCUUCCAUUUGAUAAAUAUGAACUGGAACCAUCGCCAUUGACGCAGUACAUUUUGGCGAGAAAGCAACCGAUGGUUUGCUGGCAGGUAUUCGUUCCGAAUAGUUAUAAAAAUACAGAAGUCGGUCAUCCAUUCGGCUAUCUCAAAGCCAGCACGAACUUGAACUGUGUUAAUUUAUUCGUGAUGCCUUAUAACUAUCCGGUUUUACUUCCACUACUAGACGAUUUAAUGAAAAUUCAUCGAUGGAAACCAUCGAACGAAUGGCGAAAUCAAUUCCAAAAUUAUAUGCGUACACUUCCGGCGUAUUACGCGAAUCCCCUUCGAAGGGCAUUAACUAGAAUGGGACAACCUUUGCAAUUGGCGCAGUCGUUAAUUCCAGAGAAUGUGGAAAAUUGUCUGAGCUACUCGGUGAUGAACUAUUUAAAGAAAUUGAAGAAUAUGGCGAAAGCCGAGCACGAUAAAUUGUGCAAUGAUAUUAUUCAAAGGCAAUCUGGUAUGAACGUUUUGAAAAAUACGUUUAAUACACCGGAGCAAAUUCGCGUCCUACCGAAAGUCUUAGUCAAAAAGGAUUUGAUCAGUCAUCCUCUAUUAGCUGAUAAGUUCAACGGCCACAAGGUUGAUAUUUUGGUUGACCAAUUGGUUAAUCUUGGGACUAUGUACAUUGGCACCAUGGACAAAGAAGGCAAUACGAUUAACUUUAGAAAUCCAUUUGAUAUUCCUAGAAGUCGAUUAAUGCAACAGGUGGCACUAAUGCGAAACAACUUCCUGCAAUGUGAUUGGGUAGUGCAAGAUCAAGAUAGCGCUCAUGCACUACCAAUAUCACAAAUGGGCAACUAUCAAGAGUACCUUAAACGCCAAACGCCGCAGCUACGCGAGCUGGAAUCCGCACCAGUGAGGCAACACAUGUUUGGCAAUCCAUUCAAGAUUGACAAACGAAUGAUGGUUGAUGAAGCCGAUAUUGACUUUGGCUCAUCCUCACCUGGUGGUACAAAUCGAGCAGCAAAGCGUGCGAAUAACAGCGGUAUGGACGCGUCGGCGCGAAUACCGAGCAAGAGAAAACCAGGUCCGCUACCGCGCGAUUUAAUCGUGCGCCGACCUAGUAUGGACAUUACCCCACCGGCCAGUCCUGUUCAUUCACCGCUACCGUCCCCUAUACCUUGGCUCUACCCUGAACGGGUACCACCCCUGGAAGAACCACCUCCGAUUGUUGUCAAUCACAUCACGACGAACGGAAUCGACACCGUUGCGCAUGUGGAACCUCCACGACCGCCAUCACCCACAAUGAUACCAUUGCUGCCGUUUAAUAUUACACCACCCGAAUCAGUGGCUAAUUCCACACCGGCGCGGGUAUUUCCACCCACGCCAGAGCACAACGAUUAUUUUAAUUUCACGCAAGACGAUAAGCAGAUCUCUCAAAUCCUCAAGGAGGCUAAUAACACGGUGAAUAAUAACAAUGUGCAAAAUAACAUCAAUAACGGAAUUGCAACUAAUGAGAUUAAACAAGAAAUUAAGGUGGAAGUGACCGAAUCGAAGCAGGAAAUCGAUAGUGCGAACUUUGAAGUGCGUAAAACGCUAAACAGACUUGUUCGGCGGCCGGGUAAAAACUUUACGGAACUGUUCGAGAAACUAAAGACACUGAAAGGCGACGUCGAAGUGCAAGUGAGUGUGCUGCAGCUAGUGAUCAAGGAAUCACUACGAUUUAAACGGCAGUACCUCGCCGGUUUGCUAGAGGAGCACAUUCAGACGUUACUUGGUGGCGAAAACAAGUGACUAAUCCUGGCAGCCGGCGACUGAGAUCAGAAUUAUAUCAUUUUGUACAUAUUCACAUACGCACACUCCGGCGUUCGAGGACGCACGAGUAUUAUUUUCAUUAAUAUUGAUUAAUUAAUUAAUUUAUGUACAAAGCAUUGUUAAGCCAUUUGUAAUUCAUUUUUGUCACUUAUUCAUUGAUGUGUUUGUACAGACAACGCGUACGAAAGAAGAUUUUUUAAAUGUU
Dalotia coriaria is the source of this 3148-nucleotide messenger RNA. RefSeq names its product integrator complex subunit 6 (gene IntS6). NCBI's taxonomy places the organism in Eukaryota, Metazoa, Arthropoda, Insecta, Coleoptera, Staphylinidae. The transcript is spliced from 7 exons. The record is from RefSeq and is a predicted model, not a curated record. Gene Ontology annotation, biological process: snRNA 3'-end processing. The coding region runs from base 151 to 2922 and encodes 923 amino acids. Gene Ontology annotation, cellular component: integrator complex.